Menidia menidia (Atlantic silverside) is the source of this 8862-nucleotide messenger RNA. The record is from the annotation of a GenBank genome assembly. NCBI's taxonomy places the organism in Eukaryota, Metazoa, Chordata, Actinopteri, Atheriniformes, Atherinopsidae.
AUGAUCACGCCUCCGGCGAAUGCCAGGGGCUGGGGAGGUCGUGUGUCUGUGAAUGCUGAGCUCCGGUUACAACAAAAGGCUGAAGGCGGGGCGAGCGCCACGCGCUGCCCGAUGGCAGACCGACGGCCCACCUGCCAGCCCACCGGCCAGCCGCUGCCCCGGCCGCAGAUUCCACUCAUUCCUCACACCGUUCCUCAGUGCCGGGUGCAGCAGGGCACAGCCGGAUGGCCAAAUUACCUGAAGCGCUUCAAGGUGAUGAAAAUCAAGGUUCUGCGCUCGUGGUGCCGACAGAUCCUCAAAGGCCUCCACUUCCUGCACACCCGGGCUCCGCCCAUCAUUCACAGAGACUUGAAAUGCGACAACAUAUUCAUCACGGGGCCCACGGGCUCGGUGAAGAUAGGAGACCUCGGGUUGGCCACGCUAAAGAGGGCCUCUUUUGCCAAGAGUGUCAUAGGUACCCCAGAGUUCAUGGCUCCAGAGAUGUAUGAGGAGAAGUACGAUGAGUCUGUAGAUGUGUAUGCCUUUGGGAUGUGCAUGCUGGAGAUGGCUACCUCGGAGUAUCCCUACUCUGAAUGUCAGAACGCUGCCCAGAUCUACAGGCGCGUCACCAGCGGAGUGAAGCCUGGCAGUUUCGACAAGGUAGCCAUUCCUGAGGUGAAGGAAAUUAUAGAGGGCUGCAUCCGAACGAACAAGGACGAGAGGUAUGCCAUAAAGACCCUGCUGAACCACGCGUUCUUUCAGGAGGAGACGGGGGUCAGGGUUGAGCUCGCAGAGGAGGAUGAUGGAGAAAUGAUUGCAAUCAAACUGUGGCUCAGGAUAGAAGACGUCAAGAAGCUCAAAGGCAAGAAAUCAGUUGAGUCUGGCUAUGUCGCAGAGGCUGACCAUAAGACGAUGGCCAAGGCCAUCAAGGACCGUGUGUCUCUGAUUCGAAAGAAGAGAGAACAGAGGCAGCUGGUGCGCGAAGAACAGGAGAAGAGAAAACUGGAGGCAGAGCAGCAGCAAAAGCAGGAGUCAUUCAAAGCGUCACGCUCACAGACGGAGACGGAGGAGACUGAAGUGGAACAACAACAGCUUCACUAUCAGCAGAGUGGCGUCUUGCACAUAUCUGAAGGUGGUGUGGACAGCGGGCAGGGCUCUUCAGUUUUCUCCUCAGACUCCCCCCACCUGGGUCAGCUUACCAUGUCCUACAGCUGCCCCCCCUCCUCCCAGCCCCCUUCCCAGCCCCAGACCCCAUACCCCCCACCCCAAUCCGCGGCCCCGCCGCAGCACCCGGGCUAUGCCCAGCCGCCCCAGCAGAUGCAUUCAAUGCCACAUCCUUUCAGUGGCGGAGCGAGCUCAGGCGGAGGAAGCGCGGGAGGGAACAUGCCUCUCUCAGCCCUUCCAGACCCCCCAAGCAUUUUCUUCUCCUCCAUCCCUGAGCGCCCCGUUUCCUUCUCUCCUCCCCCCACUGGGCCUCCAAAGGCUUACAACAACCAGAGACGGAAGAGCACCUCCAUUCUUGAGGCGCAUACCCGGCACUUCCAGCCUGCUUACCCUCGCUAUGGGAGCAGCCUUCACCCCUUUUCUGGAAUGGAAGGCGUUGAGCCACCUCCUAUGUUUAUGGUCAAUCCCGGUUUUGCAGCAGCUGCUCAGAGACUCGGUGUGGGGGAACCUCUACAUCAUCCGGGACAGUCUGACCCAAGCAUGUAUGGCUUUAAAGACCUGAGGGCAGAACACGAGGAAACGGUGAGGAGGUUGAGUCUGAACCAGGCCGCCCUGCUGGACCAUUACGAGGCCAUGGCGUAUGGAGGAUACCCAAUGACUGCACAUCAGCUGGGCCACUUGAGUUUCCAUCACCAGAGGCAGGCGGCUGCAGCAGCUGCCAGUUUGGGCUUUGAUCCUGGUCAUCCAUCUCAGCCGGGGUUCCUGCACCCUCACAUCAUGCAAAGAAUGAGUGCGCACAGCCCAAUCCCUCCAUCCAUGCCCCCGAUGAGUGCUUCGGCUGGUGGCGCCAUUUCCUCUUCAUCAGCUGAGGGAUGCUAUCCUCCACAACACGCAUCUUCAUCCUCCUUCCCUGUGUCCGCCCCCGCCAUCAUGGCCGAUGCUCCUCCGUCUGCCGGGAGUGUUUUUGAGUUCCAUUUAGCUGCAGCGGCCGCAGCAGCAGCGGCCGCCGUAGACCCAAACCUCCUGGCGUCCAGACUUUAUCGAACCAGAAGGAGCUCCAUGGACCUCCCGCUAGAGGACAGCUCUGGGACAGGAUCCGGCAGCUCUGGGACUUACAACCGUCUCCAGCCCGUGACAGAGGAGCUGAGUGCUUAUGUCAGCCCGGAGCUCCCUUUGCCCCCCGGAAGCCUUCUGCUUCACCACAUAGGUAUUAGCACAAAGGACAGAAGCCCAGACCCGUCCAGUGACUCUCUGGCCUCCUCUGAUGCAGGAGAGUUCCAGUCACCCCCUCCCCCGCCUCUCCUUCCUCCAUUUGACUCCUCAGCUGCCCAGUCCAUCCCUCGCUCUUCCUCGUCUGCACAUUCAUCUGGAGGAAUGGCUCAUUUGGACCCACAAGGACAUCCACCUUCUGGGAUUAAUUUUUUUCCCCCAACCCCGUCGUCUGAGAUCCCGCUUGGGGGGGCGCCGUCCAGUCAGCUGGAGUCUCUGAUGCAGAGUGCCUGGGCCCGGCAUGGAGGGAUGGUACCAGCCCAGCCGGAUAUGACAUACCAUGAGUCAGUGCUGGCCAUGCAGCCAGCUAACCCCCCUCUGGUUGUGUCAGCUAGUCAGAGCAACACGUCCCUUCAGAGCCCGACACACACAGCUCUGCCGCAGGCGCCUGCACAGCCCAGUCCAACUUUGCCUCGCCCCACCGUUUCCUUGCCGACCCUCCCUUCUCCGUCGCCGUCCAUUCCCGUUGUCAUACCGACAGCAGUCAUGGUUUCCCCUCCCUCUCCUCUGCCAAUCCCUGUUGGGGUACCUCCAAUUGUUUCCCCUCCUCCUCCUCCACUUCCUGCUGUUCCCACACCUGUGCCUCAGCUUUUGGCCACCGUGGUGCCAAUCAUCAGUGUAGUGGCCGCCCCACCUGACACUCCCAUGGAAGCCCCUCCUAAGGUACUGGUUCAGCUGAAGCAGACCAACGGCCACUCUGAGACCUCAGGUCUGAGUGAUGGCAACGAGGGAGGCGGCAGCGGUCUCCACGAAGGCCGCUCCAGCAAGCGACAUCAGAGGCGCUCCGUCCGGAGUCGAUCACGCCACGAGAAGCUGUCUAAGGCCAAACUCAAUGUUCUCAAUAUCUCCAACCGAGGUGACAGGGUAGCAGAGUGUCAGCUGGAGACUCACAACAGGAAGAUGGUGACUUUUAGGUUCGACCUCGACGGAGACAACCCCGAGGAGAUUGCUCAGAUUAUGGUCCAAAGUGAAUUUAUUCUGGAAAGCGAGCGGGAAUCGUUUAUUGAGCAGGUCAGAGAGGUCAUUGAGAAUGCUGACAAAAAGGGUCUGGAAAGAGACACGAACAGUCAGAUGAUGGGGGACAAACAAGAGCAGACACCAGUGAUAUCUACCCCUAUGCCAGACAUACCAUCAAGUUCAACAGCACAAGUGGUCCAUUCAGCAGGUCGAAAAUUCAUAGUCAGCCCCGUACCUGAAACCAGGCUGAAGGAGCCAACGUAUCCCACUUCUCCUGCGUCCCCUGGACUUCCUGUUGAAGCAGAUGCCGUGCCAAGGAGUGAGACCUCCUCUGAGUCCCAAGGCAAGCCAGACGAUAUCCAGGCUCUGGACAUGAAGCUGCGCUCUCUCUUCAUGGACCUAGGUGGAGGGGUGGUGUCCCCUCAGGGGGACAUCCUGGCUGUUGACAUGGUGUCUGGAGCCCCCGUGGCAGGUACCUCAUCCCCGUCCCAGCAGCCUCUGGAGGAUCUGGAUGCCCAGUUGAGAAGAGCUCUGAGCCCUGAAACUGUUCCCGUGAGCUCACACACACAGGUGUCGUUAGCUGCAGAGGAGCCCACUGUCCAACGCCUGGCAUGCACCAAGCCCUCCUCCUCCACCACCUCCUCCACUUCAUCGUCCUCCUCCAGCCUCUCCAGCCCAGAGAACACAUUGCACAAAGACUUCUUAUCUCCUCUGAGAGGAGAAGGGGGAGGACAAGGCAGGGAUGUUGUGGAUGGACUCUGUCCAAGGACUACUACAGGAUCCCAACAUGCCUCUCCUAUCGCCUCCCCCUGCCCCUCCCCCAAGCCCACCACUACCAUUGGACGCUUCCAGGUCUCAACCAACACCGAGGCUCGUGUGGGUCGAUUCUCAGUCAGCCGUGCCCAGGAGCAGAGCCCCGAGUCCCGGCAGAGCCCCCCACCUGCUGACCAGGCUGCUAAUGGAACCAGUGAUCCUGGCCAAGUUUUGACCCCAGACUCUCCUCAUAAAGCCUCUUUACCAAGUCUCAACAACAACUCUUUCAACAAUUCCUACAUCAGCAGUGACAACGACUCAGAAUUUGAGGAUGAGGACUUCAAACGGGAAGUAAACCGCCUCAGAGAAAAGCACAUGCGUGAAAUUCAGGCCCUGCACUCCCGUCAGAAGGAAGAAAUAGACCAUCUGUUCACCAGACUGGGAAAAGUGCCUCCGGCAGCAGUGAUCCCUCCCAUACUACCCUCCAGUGGCAGAAGGCGACGACUGACCAAAAGCAAGUCAAAAUCCUCCAGAACCAGCUCCACACACGGCAGCAAGAGUCCAUUACCGCAAGGCAGCACUUUAUCCGCCCAGAGCGUCCCGACCAUGUACCCCGGCCAGCUGGCCGUGCUGGCCCCCGGAGGACUGGCUGAUUCAGGCAGCAGCUCGGUGCUCCAGCCCCUCAAACCUUCCCCGUCCAGCGACAACCUGUGCUCGGCCUACACCAGCGAGGCAGCUCUGUCUGUGCCCAGCCUGCUGUGUAAAGUUCAGCUGGGGUUCGGAGCGUUUGGCCUUCAAGCCGGGCGGCAGGAGGACACGCUUUCUGAGUACGCCCUGCUUGGCUCUUUGUGGGAGGUCGAGUCCUCGCCCCACGAUCCCUCCCACCCACCUAUGCCCCCAUCACUGCACCUCCAGGAGGGGAGAGAGACAGACCUGGGUCUAAGGACUAAUAGCACCAAUGCCGUGAGCAGUUCAGGAGGUCUGGGUCAAAGCCAGGGCGGAUCUCAGUGUCUGGCCCCCAACAUGUCAGCCCCCCACCAGAGGAAAGGAACGUUCACAGACGACCUCCAUAAACUGGUGGACAACUGGGCCCGGGACGCCAUGAACCUCUCACAGAUCGUCCAGUCAGCAAGUAUCGGCAGGAAGUUCUCCGCUCCCAGCCAGUUAUGUCCCAGCAGCAUUGGAGGCUCCACCCACCUCCCUGCAAACCCCACCACCGCUACCUCUCUGGCAGCUCGCAAGGGCUCCCUGUGCCACCCGCCCUCCUCCUCCACUCCACCCCAGCUCCAGCCACCCCAGUUCAUCCACUACCCUCCUACCGCCGCAUACAGCGCCCAGUGGUCCGGUCCGGCCCACACUCUGCCAAACCCUCACCAGGCACCCACACAACCUCUGCUGGUCAGCACCUCUCAGCCCCUGGGCCCCUAUCCCGCCCCACAGGGCCAGAUUCCAGGGCAGGGCCCUCUGCAGGCUUUCCAUCUGACCAACACGCUGCAGAAGUCAGUGAGCAACCCUGGAGGGCCUAACUUGAGGACCACAUAGGGCAGGGGCCGAGGAUCUCAGCCCAGCUGGACAAGGUGGAUCGUUUUGGGACAGGAGCGAACCAAGGAAAGUGACAGGGGGUGCAGAGCAGGGAUAUCAAAAGGUUGGGAGCUGAUGUGUUCAUGAGGUGGAAGGACACGAGGUGGGGCCAUCUCCACUCCACCUCCAUUAGUGUGUUGUGGCAGACACACACUGCCUCUCUGCUGUGACAGCCAAACGAUCAACUUAAAGGAAGAGACUAGUGUGCAAUGCUGAAAGGCCAAAGAGGCUCUGGCCGGGUCGGGACUGGUGUCAAUAACUGUGUGAGGGCUCCUACCGCCGGGGCGCGUCUGAUCCGGGGUCAUGUUUGCUAUAACUUUACGAGGUCGGCACACAGCUAGGGCGCAUGUGGGUUUGCUGAAUGCGGGGGGGCGGACAUUACAUCAGGCCCAGGGAGAAGUCUAGAAAAAAAAAUCCCAUUUUCCAAGACGAUAAGAAGAUUCAACGCAGUUAUUGUUUAAAUUUGAGGAUUGCUGCGGAGGCAGUGUAUUUUGUGACAGGCGCCCCUAAACUUAUUGAUGACUACAAAACGUCACUUGCUGCAACAGUCAGGUGAGAGCUGAAAGCGGGUCCGAGUUUUAGCAUCUGAACCAUUAAAAGCACAAAAUACAAACAAAAGCAUGUGGAGGGCGUUCAGCCUGGCGCUCUUCGGGGCUGCGUUCUCUUUUUCGUUGAACUUUUCAAAAAUCCGGGGAGAGGUGGAGAAAGAGAGCUAAUAAGGAGCGCGUCUGUCUAAGAUAAAACCUGGUCUGUUUACGUCCUCACCGCUCCCUUUAAAUGGGCUGAGCAGCAGACGCCUGGACUCUCCAAUCACCAGUCGGCCUCCUCUUUCAUCCCUCUCUUCACCUCUUUGUUGUCAUGUGAAGCAAUAAUAGCAGUAACCUUCAGAAGGAGAGAAGAAGCCCAAAUACGAGAGACCUGUGUGGAAAGUGGCCUUGUUAUCAGAAAAAUAUGAGUCCUUGUACAGUUUGUCAGCUACGAUGAUUCCAUGUUGUUUAUUUUUGCUUUUGUUUUGCUCGCUGACGCCCAGCUAGCAUUCUGACACACAUAAAAUGCAUGAGACAUUCACACAGACACACACACACACACACACACACACAGAGUCAUGCACAGACGUCUGAUCACACCCACACAUCAUUAGAGGUGGAGCAGCAGUUUAACCCUCUUAGAAUUUUGCCUCAGUUUUUAGUGUCAUGACUAGAUUGGUGUCAGCGUUUGGGGUGAAGUAAUUGCAAUGUACAUUACUAUCAUCAUUGUUGUUAAUGAUUAUUAUUCUAUUUAAAAACAAAAACAAAAAAUGUGUUCUGUCAAUGGACCUGUUCUACGUGCACAUCGCUGUACGAUGUGGAGACACUGUGAUUAUUGUUGUUUAUUAUUAGCAAAUGUUGUUGGACAACAUUAGUUUUAGGGUGACACGUCACAAAAAAACGAGAAAAAAAAGCAAACUAAAGAGAGAGCAGUCCGGGGUCCUUUCCCUUUCACUUCAAUGGAUUUUCAUCAAAAUGUGAACACUGGUAUCUCUCCCUGUCAGUACGCGUCCUGCCGCCCAUUUACAGAGGACACACUUUGUAACCGAUGCCUUACCAACAAGCAGCCAACUCAAGUCUCAGCUCAUCUUCACCACCGGUUGAAUUGAAAGUGGGAAAUGACCCCCAAGCCUGAGUUUAAAGACUAACCUGAGUCAGCGGCAGGAUAGUUGAUAUUUAGAUACUAAAGUAAAGCUAGCUAUUUUUUCUUAAUACAGUACUUAUAUAUCAGACACUUUAAACAGCCCUCGUCCUGGUCCCCUGCUGCCCUGGUUUGGUUAGAUGAAUGUGAAUGUAUAAACCAAUGGUGUCCAUUUUAAUGUACUUGAAAAAAAAAACUUUUAUGUUCACUGUCCUGGCUUGUCCUGACCCUCUCUUAGAGACUCCGGUUAAAACUGGGGGUACUUAUAGUGCCUUGCAUCCUUUCUGUUACUUCCCUGAGGGUUGAGGACUUGGGUUGAAGUGUGAGAGUAUUUUAGAAGGUGGGGGCUUCGUAGUCCGUCGGAAUGGUUGGGUGUGUUCAGAGGAGAUGUUUGUGUGUGUGUGUAAAUGGGUGUGUGUGUGUGUGGUUAAUUCCGAUGAGUGUAUUUUCUGAAAAACUGCAAACCGUUGAAUGUUUCUCCUGAUGUGGGAGGAAAAAAAAGAUGAACCCUAGAAUAACCGAGGGUAAAUCCACCAAAAGGCCACCUUUUGUCGUCAGUGUUGUUUGUAUUGCUGCGUUUUUUUCUCAGUUUUAAGGAGGCGGUUGUUGAAGAUUGUAUUUGAAGCUUGGACCACUCUGUACUUAAGAGGCUCUGACCCAGGUGCAGCACAGAGGGGGGUUCGUCCAAAUGAGGCAGACCACGCACCAAAACUCACCAUUUUAUUAGUCAAUUCACUUUCAAUUGAUUCAUUUCAAAUUUGUUUGCCAAAAAUUAAAAUGUUCAAUCUGAUUUAGUGUUCUGCAUUGAUCCACUGCGACAAACGGGAACUCCAUCUGAGAGGCCGAUACUUCGUCCCUCACUGGUUCCAUCAAAAAGAGGCGAGUGUAGCUUAUGUAGAUGAUCGGAAUUUUACCACAGAGACUCUGGACUUUCUCAUUUGAAACAAUCUUCAUAAACUAUUGCAUAAAGUAGUGUUUGCAUGAGCUAACCUUUCAGAAGAAGAAGCUUUCACAGUUGUUUGAAUAGUCGGUGGUGGAGAUAACUGAAAGCACAGCGGUGGUUUAGAGUGGAACUUCACAUCCCAGACCUUUGACGCCCUCUCCUGUUCUCCCUCUUUUGGCCUGAGCAGCUGGUACAAAGCCCACCUAGAAGCCUGGCCUCUGUUUCUCGCUUUCGCCUAAAAGAGGAAAAAAAAAAAAACCUUUGCGGGGUUUGUUUUUACGGUGUUUUAUGCAUCUCUAAAGACUAACGUUGGCGCGUGGCAGGUUUGGCUGAAGCUGUGAAUAAUCCCUUCCCACACAGUGCCAUCCUCUAGUGAUUUCCCGGGAUGAAGUUAGGUCUUUUUUUGAUCGGGUUUGCCGUGUCUCUACCGUAGAGGAGCAGUGACAGACCUGCUGUGCUUGCUGCGCCAUGGCGCCGUGCGGGCUGUCAGGGUGCUCCGGAGGGCCGGGAGAGGCCUCGGCCGGAGGAGCUGGGAGCAGUUCCUGUGA